AGUCCCCGCCCCGUUGUUUACCGGGCCUGAGGAGCAGAAGAGGCGUCGUCGGCGCCGGGAGGAGCGGGCUCGGGCUGGCGCUGCCUCCUCCUCCUCCCCUUCCUUCCUCCCUCCUUCCUUCCCCGCCUCCAUGUUGUGUCCUGAGGGGGCUGAGGCAACGGCGCCCUUUUCGUGGCCGAGGGGAGAGGGCGGGGCGGGCGGGCGAGCAGGCGGGCGGCGGAGGAGGCGGCGGAAGCAGCAGCAGCAGAGACGGCGGCGGCCUGAGGAGCUUGGCGGGCCCUGAGGGGAGAGAGGGGAAGCCCUCCCCACCCCUUCCCCACCUUCUUGGCCUCUCCAAGGGGUCCCUGAGCGAGAAACAUUGGGGAUGAGGCCUAUAUCGGAUUCCUCUUUGGGGGGGAAUGGUGCCUGCUUGGGUUGCUUUGGUCAGGAUCUUUGGGAGGAAGCAAUGAAGCAAUGAGGGGCCUUGGGGUGAGAUUCCCAAGGAAGGAAUGACGUGAAGACUCCUUUUUGGGUUGCUUGGCUUGUUUGUUUUGCUUUCCUUCCUCUCUCUCAAUAUAUCAUUUUGAAAGGAAAGCUCCAAAAUUAGGACAGAUUGAGGGGUGUCCCCCCCCCUCUCUCUUUUUCUGCCUCUUGAAACCUAUCCUGCAUUUCAAUUUUGUGCCUGUGGCAAGGAUUUUGGACUGGCAUUUGGGUUGGCAUUCUUCUUCUACGCCUUCUGUGAUCUUUUGGAUGUUUUGAGAACUCAAUUCAUUGAAAAACAACACAAGAAGAAGAAGAAGGGACUUGUAUACAUACGCCUGCUGCCUUCUAUUACAUUUUUUUCAAGCUUGGCUUCAUUCCUGGAGGAGUGUUUGCUUUUUCUCUCUCCAUUUCUCAACAUAUUAUAAACCCGCCUAUUGAUUUCCUCAAAGGAAAAUAGAUAAUAAUAAUCCUACAUUUUGAAAAGAAAAAAAAAGACACGGAGAAACAGACACCAAACCUGCCUCCAAUUGAUUUCCCAGAUAAUAAUAAUCAUACAUUUUGAAAAGGAAAAAAAAAGGACGCGGAGAAACAGACACCAAAUCUGCCUCCAGGAGGGAAAUAGCCAGGUGAAAACAGCACUCAGUUUCCAUGGACAACCCGUCCAUUAUCACCCAGGUGACUAACCCCAAAGAGGAAGAAAUCCUGUCAUGCUCUCAGGAUAAAGUGUCCCAAUGUAAUCUCAGUUUGAAGAAGCAGAGGAGUCGAAGCAUCUUUAGCACCUUAUUCUGCUGCUUUCGUGACUACAAUGUUGAGCCACCAUCUUCCAACAGCACCAGUGUCCUUCCUCCAUUGGUGGAAGAAAAUGGCGGGCUUCAGAAGGGUGACCAGAUGCAGGUCAUUCCCAUUCCAAGUCCACCAGCUAAAUACCUCUUGCCUGAAAUGACAAUAUCUGAUUAUGGGAAGAAAUGUGUGGUUAUUGAUUUAGAUGAAACACUAGUGCACAGUUCCUUUAAGCCAAUUAGCAAUGCUGAUUUUAUUGUUCCAGUUGAAAUAGAUGGAACUAUACAUCAGGUUUAUGUACUAAAACGACCGCAUGUGGAUGAAUUUCUCCAGAGGAUGGGAGAGCUGUUUGAAUGUGUGCUGUUUACAGCCAGUCUAGCAAAGCGUGUACUUUUGUCUGCUAGUGUGUGGUAUGCAGACCCAGUGGCAGACUUGCUGGAUCGCUGGGGUGUGUUCAGGGCUCGGCUCUUCAGAGAAUCCUGCGUUUUCCACAGAGGAAACUAUGUGAAGGAUCUAAGUCGACUGGGGCGAGAGUUGAGCAAGGUUAUUAUCGUGGAUAACUCCCCCGCGUCUUACAUCUUCCAUCCCGAGAAUGCAGUGCCUGUGCAGUCCUGGUUUGAUGACAUGACAGACACGGAAUUGUUAGACCUCCUUCCGUUCUUUGAAGGACUAAGCAAAGAGGAGGAGGUCUACACUAUGCUUCAUAAACUCUGCAACAGGUAGCCUUCCAAGCCGAAACGCACUGCUUGGCUGCAGCCCCUCUGGGGGGGCUUUCAGAAUUAACACAGCAUCUCAAAGAGGCUGCUCACGUCAAGAGUUAUAAACACUCUCGCUCUUCCUCUUGCAAUGCUGUACGUGAAGGACAAUCGUGAACUGAUGCUACUAAAAUCGUGGGAAUACUGAUGCCGUAAGGUGAUAAGACUACUUUUUUAAAGAAAAAAAAAUAUAAGAAAUCGAAACAAAGCUAUUUUGAAUGGGACUGUUUUAAUGAAUUUCAUAAAUGGACACCUUUUACAGAUCCUGCUUUUUUUCUUAAAACAUGCCAAAAAAGUAUAUUUAAAGCUUGAUGUUGUUUCAGCACGUCGACUUGACCCUUUUCCCAUCCCCACUCGUCCCAUCCCAUCCCGCUAUGCAGACCAUUCCCCCCACUCCAUCCUGCUUAUAGAGCAGUUGACCUGACUCUGAACUUUCUUUCUUCCAUGAUAAAAGUGCCUUUUCAAAUGUUGUUUUAAGAUUUAAAGGAAAAAAAUAAUCAUUUUUGUAUGAGGCGUAUUUCCAGACAUCUUCUAGUCUUGUAUUGUUUAAAUGCUUGAAGAGGAAGAAGAAAAAGAAGAGGAAAACGGCGUUGGAAAUCUUUUAUUGAGCAUCGUGUUAUGUGGAGGUAAAAAGGAGAACAUUGUUAGCAGUUGGAUGGGGGUUCUGUUUCUUGGAUGUUGUAUUAGUUUUUCAUUGGGUCAAGCUUGAAAGAAUCAGUAGUAUGUAAGCAGGGAUACUGCAGUCAACUGGGUAAUAUACCAUAUUUCAUUUCAUAAUAGUCACACCCCCUGUUUUAUCCUAAAAAGGAAGGUGCGACUAUUACGUGAUGAAAAAAAUCUGUCUUUGAUUCUCCAGUUUCUGAUUUUAAUUUUUAAAAAAUAAGGCUAUAUCUUUAAAAGAGGAAGAGGAGGAGGGAUGAUCCAACCUUGAGCAAACAGCCUUGUUUCUGUUUGCUUGUUUAAACUUUUCCCUCUGAGGAAAGAGGAUGGAAGAUCCUCUUCCUUUCCAGAAAUGGAAGUCUUUGAAACUCCGAUCUUCCCUUCUUCCUUUUUCUCCAAAGGCAAGGCAGCUCUUUGGUGAAAGGAGAUAAGGCCCGAGUUCCAAAGAUCUCAGUUUUAUAGUUUUUAAACUACCUUUCCUUCAGAGAAAGAAGGAAGGACUCUGCGACUAUUAUGCGAGGAACACAAAAAUACCAAUUUUGCCACCUCCAAAUUACUCUGUGGCAACAAUAAUGCAAUGAAAUACGGUAUAUACGUCAGUGACAUAACUGUCUUAAUAAUUUGGGGCAUGUUUUGCACAUAGCUUACAGUUUGUCUGCAUUUUCCGACCGAGUAUGGCGAAAUGGAAUGAGAUGUACACACACAGUGGCAAGCAUAUUCCUCAGCGCCUUCCAGAAGGGUCUUCGAUAGCCUUUGCUAACGCACAACUGCCAGGUAUUUCUGUUGUUAGUGAUGAGAUACUGCUAUAAAUUAUUGAAGACGAGGGGAUUAUUUAUGAAGCUUGAAUUCUUCCCAUAAGCAAAGAUGUAAAUUGAGCUGUUUGCAAAAUACCCCCUCCCCCAAAAUAGCCCAAUAAAAAAAAUUGGGAGGUAAACCAGGAGCACACUUUUCACCCCAAACAAUGGGGCACGCACAGGAGGCAGUUCCCGCUUUAAUUGUGCUCUGGAUAUUUUCUGGACUGCUGCUUCAGAAGACUCCCCCAACAGAGCUGAACCCUGGCUGUUAUACUGUUCUUCGCCACUGUGCCUGUGCUGCUGAAACCUUUGUUGAAAAGCUGCAAAACACGGGCAACAAAUCAAAACGCUGGCUUUCUGCUAAAGGCCCUUUAACAACAUAUAUUGGCUAAUGUCAUCAAGGAUAACUCCAUAGUUUGCCUUUAGAAAAAUUGGGGUGGUGUUCCCUCUUCUUAGUACUUUGGGUUUUUUUUUUUUAUGUUUCUAUGCUUCUCUUGUUAAAAAAGAAACAGCGAAGUUGAUUCUGAUUUGUCCCAUGGCUAAAAGAUUUUGUAGCAUCUCUCAAGUGAGAUCUGGGAUUGUUGACCCUUAACAGGAGUGCAGAAAAUAUUAAAAUGGAGUUUCACUAUGAAAAACGUUGAGUUGGGAGUUAUCCAAGUGUUGAAAUCACUCCACUGAGAGUUUGCAUUAGUAUUCUUAAAUUGUUCUGUGUUGCUUUGGAGCAUCACUUUCAAAUUUGAUCCUGCCCUCCUCGACUUUGGCAAAGAAUGUCAGAGUCUGUCCUUGAGCUAUCAAAAAUACCUUUUUUGGACCGCACGAAGCUCAGAUUUACACCAGUGGAAAUAGUAGUUGCUCAAAUUUAGCCAUACUGGACAGGAAUUGUCCAAAAAUGUUUUGGUGCUCAACCCAGUCAGCUGUCGAAUGCUGAAGCUGGCUUGUUGUCACUCCUUGCCUUUACCUGGAUAUAUAAGGCCAGUAGGAACCUCCUCAAGGAGCUGGAAUGGAUUUCUACUCCUUAGCUAAAAACAUCUAAGAAGCAGCUUGAACACAUUAAUUCACUGGAAGAAGGAGGUGGGGAACACCUCCAUGAGCAUGGAAAAGGUCAGCCUUCCCCAUCAUCAUUGGGAUGUGCUGAAGUAUAGCUCCCAUUAUCCCCAGCUGACCUGGCCACCAGGUUGGAGGGGGCUGCCAUAGGUUACCACAGGCACAGUAGAAGACAGACAUUGCUCCAGUCAUCCCCAACCUUCACCCUUGAAAUGAAUUGGACUGCAAUCCCCAUCAGUCCCAUGGCUCUGCUUGCAGCUCAUAGUAGGAUUAUGGGAGUUGCUUUCCAGCAUAUCUCAAGAAACCCCAGUCUGGGGAAAGCUGCCGCACUGCAGUUUCUCCCAGUGUUUGCAGCGCUCUUUAUAAGCAGGACAGACCUAUUAACCCCAAAAGGAUCUCCCAUCGAUAACACCAUCAACGCAUUGCUUGCCCUUUGGAGGUCAUUCCCUUUAGUACUGUAUGUUUCGUCUGCCAGGAAUUUGGCAACAUGGAAAAUACCCAACCAUUAGGGCAUUUCUUUCCUUUUUAUUAUUAUUAUUUUUAAAAAGUAUGGAUUCUGGUUAGUCCAUAAAGCUUAACUGUCAUUCGAAGUGUUCUCCUGAUUUUGUAUUUGAAUUCAAAAAUAAUGAAACAGUUGUACUGCCAAAGAGUGUUCUCUGAGCAGUAUUUUUUCCACUGUGUUUCUGGCCUUCUGAGCCUCAAAUGCAGUCUGCAGGGAAAGUAUUCAGGUUGUAGCGGGGGCAAGGAUGAUGGGAAUCGUUGGAUUUAAGUCUAAAGAAAACCACGGGUGGUUCUUCUUUCUUGUACUCAAUCUCUGGAUCUUCCCAACUGCCAGCUGAUAUCAUCUUGCCCUUUCUAGUGUGGUGUGACCUUCUGACAGUUUUAUGAGAUCUGUUUGUACAUAAUACAGACCAUUUUCAUUCAGUGUUCACUUUUUUAUAAAAUCAGUGAUUUUAUCUCUAA
Molecule: messenger RNA, 5458 nt
Organism: Anolis sagrei ordinatus
Lineage: Eukaryota; Metazoa; Chordata; Lepidosauria; Squamata; Anolidae
Gene: CTDSPL
Product: CTD small phosphatase like
Molecular function (GO): RNA polymerase II CTD heptapeptide repeat phosphatase activity
Source: RefSeq, a predicted model, not a curated record